GGAGGUUGUUGCAGUGUGGAGGUGGCGAUGGAGCAAGAGUUGGAUCCCUCUCUCCCAUGUAGCCAGCGACUGCUUUCUGCAAUUCUCGCCAUGGAACCUUCCGAAUGCCUUAUCUCCCAUGCCAGGGAGUGUGGUGGAGGCUCAAUCACAGAGCAAGUUCAACAAUUCAUCUGGCACCAUUGCCUCUCCUCUCCUGGUGAUUUUCAUGUUCCUUACCUGAAGAAUUUCCUCAAGAAACUCAUCGCUCAAAUUGAGUUCGACCAUGGCUAUGUCUUGGACAGCUUAUACGAACUCUAUGCUCUCUAUAUGACAUCAUGCAAGGAUGAUAGUUUAGAGAAGGGAGAUGCCAGAGUCAGCAAAAUAAUUUCGUUUCUUUUUCCUGAUGGUUGUUCUGAACUGCAAAGUUGUCCACACUCUAGGGUACUGGUCUUUCCAUUGCAGUGUUCUCGGAACAUGCUUGAAGGUGGUACGGGUUGCUCAAUAUGGAAACCGGGUCUGUUUUUGUCUGAGUUCAUACUUUCUCAUCCAGAAUUAUUUUCUAAUAAAACAUGCUUCGAGGUUGGUUCAGGAGUUGGCUUAAUUGGAUUAUGUCUAGCUCAUGUGAAAGCUUCUAAGGUGAUAUUAAGUGAUGGUGACCUAUCAACUUUAGUUAACAUGAAGUUUAAUCUGGAGAUGAACCACCUGAAUGUCGAAGCUGGCAUGCGGCAAAGAAACAAUGACCAAAACAUGGUAAAAUGCUUGUAUCUGCCGUGGGAAUCUGCAUCAGUUAGUCAACUCCAAGAUAUCAGGGCUGAUGUUGUUCUGGGUGCAGAUGUGAUAUAUGAUCCUGUUUAUCAACCACAUCUUGUUCGAGUACUUGCCAUUCUUUUGAAUCCGAUGAAUUCGGAGUUUUGCAGACAGCAUGCAAGUUGUAAGGGCAUCUCCCCAAACAUUAAACAUGAAAAUUGUGAACAUAAUCAUGAACAUGCUAUUGACAUAUCUCACAGUAGAUUCAAAGCAAGCCAUGAUGAUGAUAGUUACAGCCAGCCAAAGGAAACACCGGUGGCUUAUAUUUCAUAUGUUAUCAGAAACAUUGAAACUUUCAACUAUUUCAUGUCCCUGGGAAGACAGGCUCAUCUUGAUAUUGUGGACCUUACUGAUUCAUUGAAGCCACUAAAUCUCCUCUGCUACAUGCAAUCAUACAAUCAAGCCAGUGUAAGACUAUUGCGUAUCACUGGCAAUAAUAAAAAUGGCUAGUAUCUUUUCCCUUUUUUUACUUAGAAGCAAUAACUAAUGAUUUUAGAUCAGGCUUAGGUUAUGCUCUAGAUCUAAUCUACUUCAAUAUUAACACUUUCAAACAAUAUUUCUCUUCUUUCUUUUGGA
Molecule: messenger RNA, 1362 nt
Organism: Vigna umbellata (rice bean)
Lineage: Eukaryota; Viridiplantae; Streptophyta; Magnoliopsida; Fabales; Fabaceae
Source: RefSeq, a predicted model, not a curated record